AUGUCAUUAGUUCAAGGAUAUUCGUCAGGUUCCGACAGUGGAGAAGAAUUGCCUAAAAUACCUGUUUUGCCUAAAGAUUCGAAGUAUAAAAUAGUAUCAGUACCGAAUGUUGAUAUUUCAGCCCACGAAUUAGUACCAAUUAAUAAUAGUCAAGAAACAAGUCACAAAGAAACACGAAAUUUCGGUGGUGGUAUAGAAGAAAACUACUAUGAUAAUGCCACAUGGAAGCUUCAAUCUAUGAAAGGUAAAAGGAAACUGGAUAAUUCUUCAAAACAAGAAUCAAAAAAAUUGAGAAAGAAGAGACGUAAGCAAGGGGAUCCUAAAGAUAUUGAUUAUUUAGGUCCGUGGGCCGAUUAUAAGGAUACUUCCGAGUCUGAUGCAUCUAUUUCUGAAGUUAAUGGAUCAGAAACAGAUGACAAUGUGAAUGAAGAAGAAGCGGAUCAGGAUGCAAAUAACGAAGAAUCUGAACCAAAGGUUUUUACCGAAUUUUUUGGGCUGAAGGAAAAGGAUUAUUUAGGCAGAACAUACAUGCACGUACCAAGGGAUCUUAAUGUUAGUUUAACAAAUGAACCGGGAUCGCAGGAAUGUUUUGUUCCGAAGAAAAUUAUUCAUACGUUCGGAGGACAUGCAAAAGGUGUUAAUAAAUUGGAAUAUUUUCCAAAUUCUGGUCAUUUGUUAUUAUCAUGCGGUAACGAUGGUAAAAUUAUGCUAUGGGAUCUUUAUCAUAAGAGGGAAUUGUUAAGAGGUUAUUAUGGUCAUAGCCUUGCUGUCAAGGAUGUAACUUUCAGUGGAACGGGGAAAACCUUUUUGAGUUGUUCAUUUGAUAAAAAGGUAAUACUUUGGAAUACGGAAACUGGGAAUAUUGAAAAGACUAUUAAAUUGAAGGCAAUUCCUAACGUCAUUAAAUUUAAUCCUAAUAAUGAAAAUGAAUUCAUUGUUGGGUUAACCAAUCAUAAAAUUGAGCAUUACGACUUGAGCAUACCUAACUUUGAAAUACCAAUACAAACAUACGAUCACCAUCUAGGGGCUAUUAAUUCUUUGACCAUAAUUGACAAUAACAAUAGAUUUAUGUCUACGUCUGAUGAUAAAACCGUAAGAUUCUGGGAUUGGCAAAUUAAUAUACCAAUCAAAUUUAUAUCUGAUCCUUCACAACAUUCGAUGCCAUCAGCAGUUAUGUAUCCCGGAGGAAAAUACAUAGCGCUCCAAAGUAUGGAUAAUUCAAUACAGGUGAUUCAAGGGCAUGGUAAGUUUAAAUUUAACAAAAAUAAAUGGUUCGAUGGUCACAACGUAGCAGGCUAUGGUAUUGAUGUGGAAAUUUCACCUGAUGGUAAAAUUAUUAUGAGUGGUGAUUCAAAAGGUUUCGGAUAUUUCUGGGAUUGGAAAACCUGUAAAUUAGUAAAUAAGCUAAAGGUAAGUGAUAAGCCUAUUACAUGCAUAAAAGCUCAUCCACAAGAGGCUAGCAAAGUUGCAAUGGCUGGGAUGAAUGGGCGCAUUUAUUAUUGUGAUUAA
This is a messenger RNA of Debaryomyces fabryi, 1509 nucleotides long. RefSeq lists its product as uncharacterized. Gene Ontology annotation, cellular component: catalytic step 2 spliceosome. Lineage: Eukaryota; Fungi; Ascomycota; Pichiomycetes; Serinales; Debaryomycetaceae. The record is from RefSeq and is a predicted model, not a curated record. The transcript has a single exon. Gene Ontology annotation, molecular function: protein binding; mRNA binding. The coding region runs from base 1 to 1509 and encodes 502 amino acids. Gene Ontology annotation, biological process: mRNA splicing, via spliceosome.